CCUUCUAGUCCAAUAUGCCUGCAUAGCUUAUCUUUGUUGAUCCCACACAUGUAUUGUGUAUAGUCAUUCUUGGCAUUGUGUAUACAGUAGCCAUUCUUAAGUGAAACGAGACCCUUUUAGUCCAAUCUGCCUGCAUAGCUUUAUAUAAUAUAAAGACGUUCAGAAUAGUGAUGGAUAACAACUUUAUUAUCCCGAUUGAGGCUGUAGGCCAUGCUCCUAGUGCCCUGGUCAAGAACAAUAAGACGAGCCGUUUUGCAGAGCAUCCCAAGGUUACCAUUGCUAAGGGAAAGAACAAGACAAUGACAUCUUCGAGAUACAGGAUAUUGUGUUAAGUACUCGGCUAGAUGGAAAGCCAGUGGAUAUAGGGGAGAUUAACAGACUCCUGGCGGAAGGAAUUGAGAACAUCAUGAAGGAGAAAACGAAGGGUACAGUAAUAUUUAUUCAGAUAAGACGCAGAAAGGUAGUACUAACAAAGAAACAGUCCAAAUUAAAAACCAAAUUAAACAUAACGAAAUAGAGGAUAUAACCUGUAUUACAUUCUCAAGACCAUGUAAAUCUAGGGGUGUCUAUUGUGACGCUUGCUCUCACUGGGUGCAAUACUAUUGUUCAGGAAUGUCCGGGAAAGAAAUUGAAAAUGUGGAGGACAAACACAGAAAAGGCAAUUACACAUGCAAAUUCUGCUGCAAAACCAACAAUAAAUGCAAUACUAAGAUACAACUGAUCAUUCCUUCAAUUGACACAUCAACAGUAAAUGGAGCACGGUCCAUAUUAAAUGAAGAAAAUGAUACUAAAAUGUCAAGCUGUUAUGUCUGUGGUGACGAACUUACUCAUAAUGUGCAAACUUGUGAACCUUGUAAUGCUUUAUGUCAUGAACACCGUGUGGAAACUAGUGAAGAUCAACUUACUUGUUACUGUGUAACUUGUGCUAGUCUGACAGAACAGGUGACAAGACCCAAUAAUAGUGGGCUGACCCUCCAGGACAGGGAAGUGAGGCAGAACCAGAAUGAGAACAUUGCUGUGGCAGUGCUCCAACCAACAUCAAUAGAACCACACACGAUACAUCAUACUACUGCGGAUAGCACAUCGCAAGCAAUCACAGAAAAUAAGAUAAGUGAAGAUGACGGGAAACUAAAAUACUUGAAAAGCAAGAACUUAGAAUCAGAAUUAAAAACUAAAGAUAAGGAGUUAAUAGAGUCCAACAAAAAAAAAUGAUAAAGCAAGAGAAGUACAUGAAACAAAUUGAAGCUAGAUAUCAGAAGCUUGAGUGUACAGUUAAAACUUUAAACCAGAAAAUCUUACAUCUGGAAAUGACCUCACGUAAAGACACUGGGGAUCAAAACAUUAACAGUCAAACAGCAUCCAGGGAAAAUGAAAAUAUAAUGCUCGUCAUACACUCCAAAGUAACUAACUUUAUACUAAAGCAAAUGGAUAAACAAUUAAAAACUUUAAGUACCAACUUGAAUGUGUACACAUGUGUUCUGACAGUUAUAAAAGUAAACCAGAAGGCACCAUCAAAAGGCGAAUCUCAUGCCCCUACAGUUGUUGAAGUAAACCAGAAGGCACUAUCAAAAGAUGAAUUACAGAUGAAUACUAGUCUCAACACAAACAUAGUAAAUCAGAACAUUCAAACUAAUGGAACAAUCCCAGACAGUCAGAAUAAUGCUACAAAUAAUUGUGAAAGUGGAAGAUCCAAUGUCUUAAACCUGAAAACACAUACAGACAGUCAAUCAAUGUCAAUACCCCAGGUUUAUGUGGCAGUGCCUACUGGACAUUUAUAUACAGCACUCACUGGUCAAGUCAUACAGUAUAAGAAAGAGACAAAAAGUCAGAGUCACACUCCCAAACUGAUUAACAGGAGAAGUGUUCCACAACCGCCAAAUAAUGUGUGCAUAAACAAUCCGAGGCAGAACGAAAAUAGAACCGAUAAAAGGCACUUAUAUCAAUUACCAAGACAUCCAGCUCCAAUGUCCCACCCUCCCGUCGUUAAUAAACAGCGAGCAAGAAACGAGAUACCUCAAGCGACGGUCGUUACCACAGAAAACAGAAUGAAAAUAAACCAUGAUAGUGUGAAUCUAAUAGAAAGCAGCACAGAAAUGGCACAACCAGAAAAAUACAUCCAUUCUUUUUUGGCCGAGCGCCCCCAACCGCCGGACCCAGUAUAACAAAAGUGAAACAAAGCAGUAGAGAGAUGACAAUAAUUUCAUACAAUUGCAAAAAUAUAGUUAAAAGUGAACACUUAAUAAACGAUCUAAUAAAAAAUGCAGAUUUUAUACGUCUACAGGAAACUUGAUUAUUUCAGUGUAGAUUGUCUUUACUAGGAGACAUUGGCAAAGGGAUAUGUUAUGCUGGUAAAACUGCUGACCAGGACAACCCACUGCUCUCCAUUUAACUCCCAAGAGGUGGAGCGGUGUUAUGGAAGAAAAGCAUAGACCACCUAGUCACUCAAGUUAGCGAUGGAAAUGAAAGGAUACAUUUUGUGGAGAUCAAUAGUGAACCAAAAGUACUCAUCAUCCCGGCAUACAUGCCCUUCAAGGACCUAAAAAAUAAAAAGAAAGCGAAGAACGCUGAAUUAGAAUUCCAGAGUGCACGAUCAGCUGCGUGAAUUUUUUUUUAAAUACCAAAACUCUCAUAGUAAAGUGAUUGGAGGGGACAUGAAUACAGAUCUUUCUAUUCAAAGACCUAGGCUGCCUAGAACUAAAUAUCGUCUUGAAUUAAUUACAGACUUAAAUCUGAAGUUUAACAUCUCUGGAAAAACCUAUGCAGACCCUAAAGGCCGUGAAUGCUCAGAAAUUGACUAUUUCCUUAUUAAGCAUAUCAGUCAUCAAGAUCAAACAGUACUUCUUAAGAAAGAGAUCCUCAAACAUCUGGAGUCAAAUACGUCAGACCAUUAUCAAAUCAAACUGAAAAUUCCUGUGAACUUUAGUAGUAAAACUCAGAAGGAAAAAGGCAGGAAAAAGCUCUACUCAAAAUUAAAAAGAAUAGAUGGGACAACAUUGAUAGUGCUUUAAACGAAAAUCAAAUACUAGUUAAAAGACUGUCAGAAUUGAACUCUUGUGAAUUAACAAACACUGAAGACAUUGAAGCAUAUUCCUUAAAAGUUAUGAAAAUUGUGAAAGACACUCCUUCUCCAGUAAGGCAAAAGUACAAAAGUCAAACCGAAAAUUGAAAAUAUGGACUUGUGAAAUAUGAUGUGCCUUAAAAGAACUACGUUCUGCAUUCUAGUUAUGGGCAGAAGCAGGAAAACCAAGAGACCUUGAAAACAAUCUAUAUACAGAAAUGAAGAAACUUAAAAGAAAAUUGCGCAGUCCAAUCAGACGUGAACAUGCACGACGAAUCACACAAGACCGAGAGAAUAUUAUGAAUGUACAUAGCGGCGACAAAAACUCUUUUAUAGGCUAAUUAAUAGACAACGCAAAACAAAAUAAUGUCAUAUAGAUGAUCUUAAUGUCAAUGGGGUGCAGCAUACUGGUAUAAAUGAAAUUCUGCACUGUUUUCAGACGCAUUUUUCAUCUCUUGCAACAAAAACGGAGAAUACACAGUACGACAGCAUAUAUCACGAAAUAAUAUAUAAUGAACUAUCACAUAUCAAGGACUUAGUGAAGGAUCGAGAUGUUAGUAUAAUUACUGAAGAACUUAAAAAAAGCGAUGAAAAGCAUUAAUAAGGGUAAAUCUGCCGACUUCUAUGGGCUGACAAUCGAAAGUAUCCUAAUAGGGGGGAAAAUCUACACAAUUUACUGUUACACUUACUAAACUCUAUUCUGAAAGUAGGGGCAAUCCCAAUGCGCCUUAAGAUUGGAUUAUUAACACCUGUUUUCAAAAACAAGGGAGAUCGCUCUGAUGUAUGUAAUUUCCGGGGAAUCACAGUGCUACCAGUUAUAGAGAAGAUACUAGAACUGGUGACCAGAAACCGAAUUGCACCUACCCUCAGCAAAAAACAGAGCCCAUACCAGCGAGGCUUCACACCGAACACCUCGCCGCUGCACGCUGCUCUGAUUGUGGAGGAAGUAACAAGAGAAGGCAAGGAUAGUGGCGAGCCUCUGAACCUGAUCUCCCUUGAUGCAAAAGCCGCCUUCAAUGUUGUUGAUCAUAGCCACCUACUUCGAAGGGUAUAUCAUGCUGGAAUAACUGACAGGCACUGGUUAAUCAUACAGAGUAUCCAUACAGAUGCAAGAAGUGUAGUCAAAUGGAACGGUGAGUUGUCAGAGCCUUUCAACAUAAAUCAAGAAGUGCGUCAGGGAGGGGUACUCAGUACAGAACUAUAUAAAGUCUAUAUAGACCCACUUUUACACCGCCUGGAAUCCGCAGAUCUAGUGUGCUCGAUAGGAACUAUUAAGUACAAUGCAAGUGCGUGUGCAGAUGAUAUUACUAUUCAUGCCAAAUCCCCAUCAGAUGCCGAAAUUCUUAUAAGUAUGGCUGAGGACUUUUCAAAAUGCGAAAGAUAUAUUCUGCAGCCAAAGAAAACUGAAGCUCUUUUAGUACUCCCAUCUGGGAAAACAAAACAUGAAGAUAAUGACUUCUCAAUAUAUGACAAUAUAAUCAAUAGGUCUUCCCGUAGUACACAUCUGGGACUGUUGCGAGCAACCACACUGAAAGAAACCGACGAACAUAACAUAAUAACAUCCAAAAGGCAAGACGGGCUGUUUAUAGCUUCAUGUCAAGUGGACUCCAUGGCGUAGGAGGACUAGAUGCACGAUCAGCACUGCACGCUAUCAAAAUGUUUGUCAUUCCCAUAUUGAUGUACGGAUUGGAAAUUCUACUGCCAAAUCGUUGCCUUCUGUACAAGUUAAAGCUGGCGCAAAAGCGGUUAAAUGAACAAUUGUUUAUGCUUCACAUAAACACCCCUGAUGUAGCCAUCUACUUGCUGAGUGGACUUCUUCCAAUGGAAGCUAUGAUCCAUAAAAGUGCCAUUGUUACCUUCAACUCACAGUGUGUCUACAGAAAGAUGAUGCGGUUGAAAGGCGUCUAGCCCUACGCCAAGUAAGAGUACAAUCUGCAAAAAGUUUAAGUUGGUUUAUAGAAGUACAAAAACUGUUUGGAAAAUAUGAUCUAGGGAAUCCAGAAGAAAUAUUAGAAACCCCUGUGGACAAACCAAUCUGGAAAAAUAGAGUUAAAACUGCUGUCUUUAGACACUGGCAAGACCUGAUACUUACAAAAGCACUGAACAUGAGUAAACUACGACAUCUGAAUUUACAACACGUAGCCAUAGAAAGACCCCAUCCUCUGCUACAGAUACCUUCAAAAUCAUCUUGUGAUGCCAAUAGAGCCCUAGUAAAGCUAAAAUUGAUGACAGGAACAUACACUCUUCAGAGCACCAGAUCACGUUUCAACAAAAGUGAGGUUGACCCAACUUGUCGCAUAUGCAACUGUGCAGAGGAGACGAUGUUACACUUCCUGCUCGAGUGCACUGUCCUAGAUAUAGUACGAAAACCAAUCCUGAGUGAUAUUAAAUAUGAUGUGUACCUCCUAUCAUGUAAAGCUACAAAGCUUUGGGAUGAACACUCCUUAGAAGAACAGGUUAACAUAAUCAUCGACUGUACUUCACUCUACACAUGUGAUCGAAUGCAGGCAGAGAGGCUAGAA
This is a messenger RNA of Dreissena polymorpha, 5580 nucleotides long. RefSeq lists its product as uncharacterized. Bases 1209 to 2162 code for a protein of 317 amino acids. The transcript is spliced from 3 exons. The record is from RefSeq and is a predicted model, not a curated record. NCBI's taxonomy places the organism in Eukaryota, Metazoa, Mollusca, Bivalvia, Myida, Dreissenidae.